Molecule: messenger RNA, 1468 nt
Organism: Chaetomium strumarium
Lineage: Eukaryota; Fungi; Ascomycota; Sordariomycetes; Sordariales; Chaetomiaceae
Product: SAM-dependent methyltransferase-like protein
Exons: 2
Coding region: 308-1252 (314 amino acids)
Source: RefSeq, a predicted model, not a curated record
CCAUUUAUUAACAGUUCCGAGCCUACUAUAUCAGUCGUUCAAUAUACUGAUGGUCUAACGGCUUACGGCCUAGCACCUAUACCUGGUUGGUACCUUAGUUGCUACCAGGGGUACGGGGACAAAUCCGAAGAACAAGCUUAUCAUCCCCAUCAUAGGUAUUACAGCAUAAGAUAUCCCCAUCCGCAGCUCUUCUGCAGCUACAAUCAAGUCUAUACAUAGUAAUUCCAAUUUCCAUCACCUGGCUACGCAGAACCUACGGUAUCUAAGGUACUCAGCCGUCUUGUGCCCAACGCCCUUCGAGCACAACAUGUCCACUCAACUCGACGCCGCGUCUAUCGCGCGUCUCUCCCUACACGACCCCGCCCACUUCAACAUUCAGCACUCCCAAACCCUUCACCGCGUGGUGCUCCUGCAGCACUGGAACAUUCCCACUGGCUCGCAAGUCUUGGAGAUAGGAUGCGGGCAGGGGGACUGCACGACUGUCCUUGCCUCUGCCGUAGGCGAGCAGGGGUCGGUCGUGGCGGUCGAUCCGGCAGAAUUGGACUAUGGUGCCCCGUAUACUCUCGGCCAAGCACAAGGCCACAUCUCGCAAGGCCCGCUGGGGAGCCGGAUUACUUGGGUCCAACAAUCCCCCCUGGACUACCUCUCCUCCCUCCCUUCCCGUCCCCGUUCCCCCUCUUCUCCCACGUCCUCGCCGCCGCCGCCAUCCGCCAGCGAAAGUAAUAACAACAAUAAUAAGACCUUCGACGCAGCAGUGCUCGCCCACAGUCUAUGGUACUUCGCCUCGCCCUCGCUCAUCCUUUCCACCUUCGCUGCCCUCAAGCAGCACAGCAAGCGCCUCCUUCUUGCCGAGUGGUCGCUGGUGGCGACACACCCUGCCGCCCAGCCUCACGUAUUGGCUGCGCUCGCCCAGGCAGCGCUGGAGUGCCGCAAAGCCAGGGGCAGCAGCGACUCCAACGUCCGCACGGUGCUGGGACCCAAGCGGCUUACCGAGCUGGCCUUGGCGGCCGGGUGGCGGCUGGAGAGGGAGAGCCGCGUGCAGGGUGGGGAGGGGCUGCUGGACGGGCAGUGGGAGGUCGCUGCUUGUCUUGCUUCCUCUUUCGAGAGGGAAGUGGAGGAGCGAGUGGGGGAUGAGGGGGAACGGGCGGUGGUUCUUGCGGCGCGGGAUGCGUGUGAGGCGAGCUUGGAGGGUGUGCAGGGCGGGAGGGAGGGAGUUAGGGCCAUGGAUGUGUGGGUUGCGAGUUUCGUCUGAUUUGGGGGCACAGGCUGAGAACUUCCCUAAGUCCUAGCCCUCCCGUCUUCUUCUUCGACGAAAAGCCAAAUCUCUGACUCUUGCUUUACCUGGGUUACUAUAUCUUCCCACCGUAAACACGGUUGCGAAUCUUCGCACGCCUUAGUACCUAGGGAUGUACUAUGCACCAUUUCCGCACUAACACUUGAAGCUACCACGAAAUACUCAUACAACGAU